Molecule: messenger RNA, 1308 nt
Organism: Cutaneotrichosporon cavernicola
Lineage: Eukaryota; Fungi; Basidiomycota; Tremellomycetes; Trichosporonales; Trichosporonaceae
Exons: 6
Coding region: 1-1308 (435 amino acids)
Biological process (GO): endocytosis; intracellular protein transport
Cellular component (GO): cytoplasmic vesicle; clathrin adaptor complex
Source: RefSeq, a predicted model, not a curated record
AUGGCCCGCAUAGACGGCGUAAUCAUUCUUGACUCUGUCGGUAAACCUCUGAUUACGAGCCACUUUGCCCACCACCCGGCGGCGUACCCGGCCAUCUUCACCGACGCGUUCAACCACGAGUUCUCGAGGGCAAGGAAGGAUGGGCGGGACCUCGAACCGGUGCUCUGGGCCCAUAGCGCUGGGGGAGGAGUGGCAUUAUGCCAUCUGGAACGAGAUGGGUUGCGAUACCUCGUUCCUAUCAGUGCUGAAGUGAAUCCGCUCUUCGGGUUCGCCUGGCUCGAGAGCUUCCUCGACACACUCAAGGAGUACCUCGUGGACGUUACCGAGGUGACGGUCAAAGACAACUUUGACGUCGUGUACAUGCUCAUCGAGGAGAUGCUUGACGAAGGACAUCCUAUGACGAUGGAGACUGCGAUGCUGAAGGACAUUGUGCUGCCACCAAGCCUCAUGCGCAAGCUGCUCAAUGUUGCGGGCGUGUCAGGACUUCAAGCACAGACAGGCUCUGCACCAUUCACCGCACCAAUACCGUGGCGACGCCUUGGCGUGCGGCAUGCGCAGAACGAAAUUUUCUUCGACGUCGGGGAGACGCUCGACGCUGUUGUGGACCGCAAGGGCCAUGUGCUCUCGGCGCAGGUGUGGGGCCGCAUCGGGUGUAACUCGCGGCUCUCGGGGAAUCCGGACCUCUUGUUGAAUAUCAGCAACACCAAGGCAAUGGCCGAGUGUUCGUUCCACCCGUGUGUCCGAUACUCGCGCUGGGAACGCGACCACGUGCUGAGUUUCAUUCCACCCGACGGCAAGUUCAAGCUGCUCGAGUACGAGGCGACGUCCGUGCCCAAGCUGCCUUUUGUCCUCAAGGCCGGGUUGCAGGUGGACGAGACAGGGGGACGAUUCUCACUCACCCUUUCCAGCCGUGUGCCGCGAUUGGAUGAUGUGGUGAUCUCGAUCUUCCUCGGUUCAACGACGACGGGCAUAAGUGCAACGCCUGCUGGGGACCGACGACCACCGGGACAAGAGGGGGACGGGCACGUGGGCGGCGGUACGGCCGAGUUUGACCCGCACACGCAGGUGAUGAAGUGGACCAUUUCGAGCCUUUUGCAGCACGAGCGGAGCCCGAGCCUCACGGGAUCGUUUGUGUCCACAUCCUGCGCAACUCCUGACCCUGCGUUCGCUGUUGCGUUCAACAUCACCAACUACACGUACUCGGGCCUGCGUGUUGACCAGCUCAAAGUCUCGGGAGACGUGGGGUACAAGCCUUUCAAAGGGGUGCGCACGAGCGCGCGGGGAGGCAGGGUCGACGUUAGGUGGUGA